Molecule: messenger RNA, 1526 nt
Organism: Mya arenaria
Lineage: Eukaryota; Metazoa; Mollusca; Bivalvia; Myida; Myidae
Exons: 3
Coding region: 1-762 (253 amino acids)
Source: RefSeq, a predicted model, not a curated record
AUGUCCUUCAUUUACCUUAAUAUACUCUAUUUCAUAGGUCGCAUCCCACCAGGGACAAGCAUAGCUGCUUUGGAGGAAUUGCAAAACAAAAAAGGAGUUGGUUGCUUAAAUGUGGUGCUUCCGCCAUGCAAUCCUGAAUGGGCGGUCACAAAGAUCAUAUUUGUACAAUCGGCAGCGGACUCAAUCCCAGAACAACUACUCGAUAUGUUGCAUGACGUUCUGUCAGAACACGACGAUCGUUUGCAAACGAAAUUCAAGGCAAGCCUAUUUACGGUAAUUACCAAACACGACCUGGUUAAAGAGGCAGGAAGGGAUAUAUACGGAAGUGAUCAAGAUGCCACCAUCACGGCUGAAGAUUUCCAAGACAAGAAAGACAAGCUAGCUACUGCUCUAGGGAUAAAGAACAAUGUCGGCGACAACUGCAUUCCAUGGGCAAGCUAUUGCGACACAGUCCGUAUGCCGUCUCCAAAGGUCCAAAACUCCGUCUUGAAGCUACUUCGACAAAUCCAGUGUCCAAAACCAGUGGAGCACACAGGCGUGCCUUUGCCAAGGAUAACUCUGCUUCAAUCGUGGCGACUGAAUCUAAAUGCGUUUUUUACCACUAGUUCAUGUCGAACUUACGUUCUCAUUUUUGUUAUCUGUACUCUGGUUGCAGCCUUCUUAUGGCUCAUUGCACAAGUGCAUGAAAGCCCAAAUACAAGUUCUAUUGUAAUCAUGCGACUGGUGAGCAAAUCAAUUCUACAGGAACGCAAUAAAACUUAAUUUUUAUUUCCAAAAGUGUGUCAAAGCCCUCAUAGGGUUAUUACUGUACAUCGUGCGACCAGUGAGCAAACCAAUUCUACAGGAAAAAAACAAAACGUUUUAGUUUUGUCACGUGAUCGCGUCCCGGUAGUUAUCAAAAUAUACAGGUUGUCUUUCUGUUGUUUUUUCACGAUUGCUUCGACGUUCUUAUUUUAUUUCAUAACUGCCUUGGUUACUAAACUUUGAUAUUUUGAAACAAAAUAGUGACCAUUUUUUAAAUAGAGGUUAUCUUAAACUUCGAUAUCAUCGGAACAAAUGGUUGUUUUAGUUUUUGUCUCCCGGUCCUUAACCCCGUACUUAAAAAAAGGUUUAUGUUAUGAGUUUGCAAAUGAUUUUAUCCUUGUAGUCGAUCAAAUAAAUGCCAUGAUGAUAAUAACGAACUGUGAUAGAUCGAGUAGUGUAUAUUCAUAUGCUUAAAUGUAUCCGUAAGACUCUUUCAUUUUACUCGUUCCACAAUGUACAAAAUCAUCAUUAGGUAAUACGUAUGCCUAUGGCGCAGGUACAAUUGUGCAAUUGUCAGUCUGUAUAAUUGAUUUCUUAAUUGUAUAGAACUGUCUUGUGUGAUUGAAUUGUAUGAAACUAUUGUGUAUGAAUGUUCUUUCGUGAUAUUUUCCUUUAAUAGCAUUAAUACCAUGAAGUCCUAAAGAUAGGUUUGAUAUUUGUAUUUAAAUUUUACUUUGCGUUGUAUAUAAAUGUCAUUUAUCGUAUUAAUUUUUAAAUAAAAU